Molecule: messenger RNA, 2007 nt
Organism: Pieris macdunnoughi
Lineage: Eukaryota; Metazoa; Arthropoda; Insecta; Lepidoptera; Pieridae
Source: the annotation of a GenBank genome assembly
AUGGACUCGAAUAGAUUUGAAAUAUUUGUAAAUCAUCUAGAUUUAUACCAACAAUCAGAAAUUAAUAAGUUGUUAGAAAAAUAUAAAUCAGUCUUCGCUAAGGAUAAAUAUGACAUCGGCACUGUACGAGAUUAUGAAGCUCAUAUUGACUUAAUGGUAGAUAAAUAUUGUUACAAACGUCCUUACAGAUGCACACCUGAAGAUAGAAGAGAAAUAGAAAAUCAAAUAUUAAAACUUUUAAAGAAUAAUUUGAUUGAGGAUUCUUACAGUCCGUUUGCUGCCCCAGUAACUCUGGCAUAUAAGAAAGAAGAUGAAAGAAAAACAAGACUGUGUAUAGAUUUCAGAGAACUGAAUAAAAUUGUCGUUCCUCAAUCACAACCUUUUCCUUUGAUUGAGGAUUUAAUGAUAAAAACAGUAAAUUGUAAAUAUUUUACUAGUUUGGAUAUUAAUUCAGCAUUUUGGUCAAUUCCUUUAAAGAUUACCGAUCGAUACAAAACUGCAUUUGUUACACAAGAAGGUCAUUUUCAAUGGACAUGUCUACCAUUUGGGUUAAAGACUGCUCCAGCCAUAUUCCAAAGAAUAUUGGGAAACAUCAUUAGAAAAUACGAACUGUCUAAUUUUGCAGUCAAUUUUAUUGAUGACAUUUUAAUUUUUUCUAAGACUUUUCAAGAACAUUUAGUACAUCUGUCAAGAUUAAUGGAGGCAAUACUAACAGAAGGCUUUAGGCUUAAAUUUUCAAAAUGUUCUUUUGCAAAUAAUCACGCCAAAUAUUUAGGUCAUAUAAUAGAAAACAAUUCAAUCAGACCUUUGAAAGAUUAUUUAACUGCUGUCAGAAACUUUCCCGUUCCUAAGACAAAGAAAAAUAUACGACAAUUUCUAGGAAAAGUAAAUUUUCAUCAUAAAUUCAUACCACACAGUGCAAUUAUUCUGGACCCGUUACACAAUCUAUUAAGAAAAGAUGUGAAAUUUAUAUGGUCCACAGAAUGUCAGGAAUCAUUUGAAAAAAUAAAAACAUUGUUAUGUUCAGAACCAAUAUUGAAUAUCUAUGAUCCCGAUCUCCCAAUAAAAAUUUACACAGAUGCUAGUAUAAAAGGAGUGGGAGCGGUUUUAAAACAAGAAGAUAAAAACGGGGACAAUAGACCGGUUGCUUACUUUUCAAAAAAAUUAAACGAAGUUCAAAAAAAGAAGAAGGCGAUUUAUUUAGAAUGUUUAGCAAUAAAAGAAGCUGUGAAAUAUUGGCAACACUGGCUUAUGGGAAAAGAGUUUAUGGUAUACUCCGAUCAUAAACCCUUAGAAAAUAUGAACAUCAAGUCUAGAACCGAUGAAGAAUUAGGCGAUUUGACAUAUUAUUUAUCCCAAUAUAAUUUUAAAAUUAAAUAUAACCCAGGAAAAUUAAAUCGAGAAGCAGAUUGUUUAAGCAGAAACCCAGUUCUAGAACCUUAUGAUAAUAAUGAUGAUUUUUUAAAAGUAGUCAAUAUCAUAAACCUAGAAGAUAUAAAGAAUGACCAAAACAUAAAUCUAGAUAUAGAAAAAGAAAAACUUAUAUUUGAAAAUGAAAUUUACCAUAAAAAGAAUUCAAAAAGUAAAAAAAUUAUACUAUCUGAAGAACUUAGCAAGACUCUUAUAAAAGAUGUCCACGACACUUACUGCCACAUUGGUAGAACUCAGAUGAUAAGUAAAAUAACACCAUUCUACACAGCAAAGAAUAUCAUAGCAAACAUUAAAAAAUUUUGUGAUGAAUGUGAAAUUUGUAUAAAAAACAAAUCAAGGCGGAAGUCGAAAUAUGGCUUAAUGUCACAUCUGGGUCCACCAACACGCCCGUUUGAAAUUAUUUCUAUUGAUACCAUUGGAGGCUUUGGAGGAUCACGGUCGACAAAAAAAUACUUACACCUUUUGGUCGAUCAUUUUACAAGAUAUGCAUAUAUUUUAACAUCAAGAAAUCAAAGCUCCAGUGAUUUUAUUAAACUAAUUAAAAAUGUGAGAGCUAUAAUAUUGAUAUGGUACUAA